Molecule: messenger RNA, 1334 nt
Organism: Musca domestica (house fly)
Lineage: Eukaryota; Metazoa; Arthropoda; Insecta; Diptera; Muscidae
Gene: kri
Product: uracil phosphoribosyltransferase homolog
Exons: 3
Coding region: 235-1059 (274 amino acids)
Source: RefSeq, a predicted model, not a curated record
GUUUAUCGAUAUCAUUACAUUUCAUCUCACGUUUGUCACGUUCAAUUUAAAUCAGCUGCUGUACUUAAUAAAUUCCAUGAGUAAAUAAAUAAAUUCAAUUGGCAUUAAAACAAAAACACACUAUCUUCUCUACGGGACGGUCAAAUAAAGUACUUAAGAGAACGUAAUAGGCGUUUAAAAAAACCAACACAACUUAGAUCGUCCAUUGUUUUUUUCUACAACAAAACAAACAAAAUGUGUGCAUCUUUGGAGAAUCUGGCUACCAAUACAGAGAAUGAAAAUGCCGCAAGUGAUGCUAAUGGGAAUGACACUGCAACACAACCACAAACAACAACAACGGGUCAGUCAUCAACGGAGGAGAUGGGCACGGGAAUGGAAAAUGUUAAUGCCAAUGAUAAUCUACCCAUACCUGCAAUAACGUCACAAGAGCAAAUACUACGUGAAUAUGGGCCAAAUUUCAAAAUAUUGCAGUGCAAUCCACAAGUUCACGAGUUGUUAACAAUCAUUCGAGAUAAAAAUACCUCGAGAAGUGAUUUUAAAUUCUAUGCCGAUCGUCUAAUACGUCUAGUAAUUGAAGAGUCUUUGAAUCAAUUACCCUAUUCAAAUUGUAGCGUUGAAACACCCACUGGUGCCAUAUACGAUGGUCUGAAAUAUCAGUCCGGUAAUUGUGGCGUUUCAAUUAUACGCUCCGGAGAGGCUAUGGAACAGGGUUUACGCGAUUGCUGUCGUUCGAUUAGGAUUGGUAAAAUUUUGGUAGAAUCUGAUUCGGAUACACAUACAGCACGUGUGGUGUAUGCACGGUUUCCCGAUGACAUUGCACGCCGACAAAUACUGUUGAUGUAUCCCAUUAUGUCUACGGGUAAUACAGUACUACAGGCCGUUAAUGUACUCAAAGAACAUGGUGUACCCGAAAGUAGUAUCAUUCUGUCUAAUCUCUUUUGCACUCCGCUGGCUGCUAGUUGUGUUGUUAGCACAUUUCCACGUUUGAAAAUACUCACAUCUGAACUGCAUCCCGUUGCACCAAAUCACUUUGGUCAGAAAUAUUUUGGCACGGAUUAAAAAAAAAACAACAACAAGCAAAACCGGAUGGUAUGGCUUCCGAUCCAAGUUGUGCUCGCCUGUUCGAAUAAGCUUUCUGCCAAGUUAUAAUGUCACAAAAAUAUAAAUUAUUGCAAACCCUUAGAUAUAAGUAACAAUUCACAACAACAACAACAAAAAACCUAGACCUGUGUUUGGUCUUGAUUUCCUAGUAAUAACCCAUUUUAAUUGGCAUGUACUUUGUUUAGUUGUAUUCAACACUAUUUGUAUAUAAAUACACACAGUUUUACUUUGAA